This is a messenger RNA of Gigantopelta aegis, 2897 nucleotides long. RefSeq lists its product as uncharacterized. Lineage: Eukaryota; Metazoa; Mollusca; Gastropoda; Neomphalida; Peltospiridae. The transcript has 15 exons. The coding region runs from base 1 to 2556 and encodes 851 amino acids. The record is from RefSeq and is a predicted model, not a curated record.
AUGGCUUCUAAAGGUGGCGGUAGAAAGAAGAAAGAGGGGCCGAAGGAUAACGUAACAACACCACUGACGUCUACAGCCAAGGCGAGAUUUGGGCGAACUGCGACUCGAAAAGCACGUCGCCACGGUGGUAACGCGAUGUCCAAACCGGCCACCGGUCAAGCGAGGUCAAGCGAACAGGAGUCUGGAUCUGUUGUUGGUAGCUCAGUGAAUGAGAGAGAAAAUGGAGAUCGCUAUGGAAGAAAAUUCUAUGAGAGGAAGAUGUCGAGGCUCGUGAACCACUUGACGGACACUCAGAAGUUCUACGAGGAGUACGUCCGCCUUGCCCAGGAGCGGGAUGACGAGGAAUGCAGAGACAAGAACAGUAAGGGUCACGUGCCCGUCUUCAACAAGAGGCUUUUCACGUCACAGGGUUCCGUCGUCAUCACCGCAGAGGCGCGCAGAAUCAUGGCGAGGAACGGCCGCACGCGACCUGACGAACACAUCCAACCACUGGUCAAAGCGGAGCUCUUGGCCAUGCGCAGUGUGGUGGCUGGUCUCAAGAUGGUGCAUCAGGAACACGACUACAUCAAAAAGGCUCUCUGCCAUUGUCUGACCUUUGAAUCGUACGGAGCCCAUCAGUUCAUCGUCAAGCGGCCUCACGAGGAUUGUUUGUCAUGUUAUUACAUUGUUCGUGGAGAGGUCGAGGUCACUUAUGAUAUAAAGGUCACGGAGACGAAACGGGUGUACCAGCCAAAUAUCAUAUACAGUCAUGGAAGCGGUGAGUUUCUAGGGCUGGUAUCUCCGGACGGAUUGUCCGAGGAUAUAUCUCCGCCCGCUACGAUUUAUACUAAAGAAUACUGUGAGUUCUUGAGGAUUGACAGGACGAAAUUUCACAAAAUAAUUAAGGAAUAUGACGAGACAUUUACGGAGGAAAAAAGGAUUUUCUUUUCAAGACCGACGUGUGUGCUUUCUGCAAUGUCAUCUGAUGCCAUGGAGAAGAUUCUCAGUAAAGUCAACAGACAGGAAUAUUCUUCCAACCGUGAGGUGAUGGUCCAAGGCCAGCCAUCAGACUAUAUUUACUUCGUAGAGUCAGGUCGGUGUCAGCUAACGAGAGAACUGUAUAUAACUGAGGCAGACAAGGUUGUCUCCUGCGUCCUUGGUGAUUGUGAGAAAUAUGACUAUUUCGGAGAAGAGUGCAUUCUGGACAACACGACCGGUCACUGCACAGUCACACCAACAUGCCCGACAGUCAUUCUGAAGAUGCACAAAUCAGCCUUGGAAAUAGUUCCAAAGGACCAGCUCCACAACAUAAUCUUUAAACAUCGGCGAGAAUUCCCGAGUGAUGACGAUCUUAGAGAACGAGGCUACCGAAAGACAGUGUGGAACAAUUACAAACACUCAGAGGUGCAACAGACACUGCGGGAGAGCGGAAACAUGCAAUUCCUGAGUCGCAAGACGACUCAAAGGGUCAGACAGAGAUUCCCAUUGGCCAAAGAACAUUUCAGAGAGGACAUUUUGGAAUUCAUCUCCAAUGGAUCUAGGAUCAACUGUUCAAGAGUCCAGAGCGCUGUUUUAAAGAAAUCAAGGGUUGGUUCUAGUUCGAUUCGCCCAUGGACUUCCCUGGGUAUUUCCAAGAGGGGCGAGCCAGAUGGGCAGGAAAGCACUACUCGUUUUGAAGACGAAGAUGACAACACGAAAGAUAGGAUAGCGAGUCCGAGAACAACGUUUGAACUGCCCAAAACACCGGAAAGGACGACUUCAAAGAUUUCAAGAGAAAAAAUGCAGAGAAUGCUCAGGGACACAGACCCAGAGGAUCUCCUGCACCAUAUGGAGAGUGGGAGCGAACUGGGUAAACAGCUCAGACAGUUGCUGCAGGACACACACAAGCCUGAACACCAAAAUGGAUUUACGAAAACCAGUGUUUUGGUGACGAUGUCAACGGAAGACAUUGUGCGCAAGGCUAAAGCUCAGGCUGAACAGACAAAAGACAGGACCACUGCAGAUGACACUGGCGAUAACAGAGACUGGUUCACCGUACUUCACGAAGAAAACGAAAAAGCCAAAAGUAACAUCGUCGCAGACAAGUACCGUGCGGCCAUGUUGCGGCGCAGACUGCGCGUGCUCGACUGGAAGAGGCGGAAGAUGAAUUACGAACGCACGUGGCGCGCCGUCAUACCCGGGGACGACUUGAAACCUCAGAAACCAAAGAGAUACGUCCUGGAUGAGCUGCAGGAGAAAUAUCAGGGAUGUUCAUAUAACGACGCUUCGAAGAAGCUCGGGACGUUAACGUUCAGCACGGUGUUUCUGUGCAAGGCACUAACAGCUAGACACCGCCGUACGAGGUCGGACGAAUCAAUCCAAGCAACCACCAAUGAAGAAGAUAUUGGUUUACAGGCUGACACCAAAACCAAUCACAGACCCGAUCGACCUAGGAGUGCAGUCGCCGCGGAUAGUCACGACAGAGACAAUCUGAAAAUCUCUUCAAGAGUGAAGGAUCAACAGGACAAAUCUAUUCUCACGAGAGAACGACUCAAACCUCCAACUAUUAACAACUUUAUGCUCACCAGUAAAUCUUAGCGUGUCCUUGUUCCGGAGCAGCUGCUAUCGCCAACAACUGACAAACAUUUCAGGGGCGGAUCUAGGACUUUGCAAAGAUGGAAGGGGUGUGUGUUUACAAAAGUCUUCAAAGGGCAAUUUGAUAUUGUCAGAGGCAAGAGCAGAGCGAGAUUUGCACGGAGGGAGAUCUGUAAGGAGAAGGGAAGGGAACUGUAUUAACGUGCCCACAUCCUUACGGUUCAGGCACGUCCACCAUGGACUCGGGGUUCUGACUUCCCCAGCCUACGAUUCCAUGGCGGGACAUAAGGAGAUGGAGGGCAUGCUUCCCGGAAAUUAGUUAAAUAAAGAUGUUACGAGACGUG